CGUGUGUGGGAUGCGGCGGCGUACGGGCGGCGUGAUGGGCGCCAGGGACAUGUGGGACGGCGAGUGGGCGUUCAGGAGUCUGUUGAUGACCCUGCUACUUCCAGGAGCAGUCCGCACCGUCAGGGACACCGUCAGUAUCGACCUUCGCUCAGGGAUCGUCCGAGGUUUCAGUCAGCAGGUCAAGUUCCUUGCCACGCCCAGCCAAGCCCCCGACGUGUCCUCCAACCUCCUGCAAGAGGCCGAGUGGUGUGGGAGGCAGGCGGUGCUGGAAGUGAUGGUGGCUCCGGGUUCGACUCCGACGAUGGUGUUCGAUCUGGAGUACUCGGCCCCAAGGCUCUGGACUCUACACCUGGCCGACUCCCCGCUCGCUACCGGCUACCAGGGCGUCAAUUAUACUGAGGCACACAUAGUGAACCGACAGUGGCGUGUGUACGGGCGUGGGUCGGAGAUGCUGGCUGGGUCCUUAGAUGGCGGGAGUCUGUUAGCGGUGACAGACAACGUGGUGCAGCCUUACUACCACGUCCGCCUCUACCUCUCCCAUCACCGGCUGGAGUGGCGCUACGGCAGGCAGUUUGGUGGUCGUCGUGGCGGCGUGAGCGGGGAGGCGACGUUUAGCAUGGGAGGAGGCAAGGAGACCCGCAGCGACACAAUCUACGUCGGUCUCAACAGGGUCGUGGGCGGUCCCUGGAGGUCUGGAGUCGGCCUCUGUCACCUCACGCUCACACUGCUACAAGGAGAACACGUGUGUAAGACGGGGCGUCAUCGGUGCGAUCGUCACGCCGUCUGUAAGAGCUUCAAGAGAUUCCACAGGUGCUCGUGCAAGAAGGGCUGGGAGGGCAACGGUCGCAACUGUAAAGAUUUGGACGAAUGUCGACUCCGUAAUGGUGGGUGUGUGCACCUGUGUACCAACUCUCCCGGCAACUACACCUGCUCCUGUUACCCGGGGUUCCUGCCAGACCCUCAGGACUCCCACAACUGUCAGGACGUGGACGAGUGUGGCGUGGACAACGGCGGGUGUCAACAUGACUGUCUCAACACCAUCGGCUCCUUCUCGUGUUCCUGCCGCGACGGACACACACUCACCACGGACGGUCUCUCCUGUAUAGCCUCUGCGUCGUGUGCUACGCUGCGCUGUGACCAACACUGCCUGCUGAGUGCUGGGGGCGGUCCCUCGUGUGGGUGUAGGGAGGGCUACGUGCUCGUCAGGGCCAGGCACUGUCAGCCCACCUGUGCUGUUGGUAAUGGCGGGUGCCAGCAUCACUGUCACCAGACGACGGGAGGUCCAGCCUGCACGUGUCACUCCCAAUACCUUCUGGCCGCCGAUGGACAGUCCUGUAUCCCGUCCUGCGCCAUCAAGAACGGCGGCUGUGAGCGUCGAUGUCACAACACAGCCACGGGCGUCCGCUGCUCCUGUCCAAAGGGCUUCCAGCUCCACAAUGACCAGCGAACCUGUUUAGACGUGGACGAGUGCGCGGUCAAUAAUGGUGGUUGUGAGCACCGCUGUAUCAACAACUGGGGCAGCUACGAGUGUGUGUGUCCAACAGGGUACAAGCUGCAGCCCGACGAACGCUCCUGUCUGGACGUGAACGAGUGUGCGGUAAACAAUACGUGCGAACACUUCUGCACUAACACUCUCGGCUCGUACUACUGCUCCUGUGAUCAAGGUUAUCAACUGUUUGCUGGCGCUCACUGUGGAGCCAUAAACGAGUGCAGCAUCAACAACGGUGGGUGUAGUCAGUCUUGUGUCAAUACGGAGGACUCUUACUACUGCCAGUGCAAGGAGGGCUUCAGGCUCCACCCCAACAGAAAGGACUGCCUCCCUGUUGACAAGUGUGCACCUCUCAGGAAUCCCACCAAGGCUGAGGUGUCGUGUUACCACCUGGAGGACUACAGUUAUGAGGAGAGGUGCACAGUGAGGUGUCGUGAGGGUGCCACCUUCAUCUCUGGUCCCCACGAGUACUACGUCUUCACCUGUGGCCGCCAUACUGCCUUUACCUGGACUGCUCAACCCGACACUCUCAACACCUCCUUCCCUUCCUGCUCAGAGCUGGCCGUGACUCCUGGGUACAAGAGGCUGGCGCGGCUGAUGGUCACCACCAGACUGAGUGACAACAACACCGUGGAGAGCCUGCUGAACGGCCUCACCCAGGCCCUUAGAGAGAAGAUGAACUACUGCAAUGACAAGUGCCAACUGAGGUUCUUGUCAGAGAAACUCACCAACUCCAAGAAACUGAAGAAGAGGCUCCACCUGGCGCCUGAUCAACAAGUGGUACGGACCAAGUUCGAGGUAAUGACAUUCCCAUCCAGCCCUCACCAGACGUGCGGACGACGCUGCCUCAAACGCUACGCCAAGCGGAUCUUCCAUAAUGUCUUUCGUCCCCUCAAGAAGAACCUACUGGAGCAUCAAUAUAUCAGCAGCCAGACGGGCCAUCAGUACCAGGUGCUGCCCAAGACCUACAAGGCUCGAGGGCGUAUGAGAGAGGCGUGUCCAGACGGCUUCAUCCACGUCGGCAAGAAGUGUGUGGCGUGCAGCUUAGGGUCAUACCACAAUAUACGGAAGGACAAGUGUGUGGAGUGUUCAGCUGGCACGUACCAGCCAGACGAGGCCAAGACCAGGUGCCUCUCCUGUCCCCCAGACACUCUCCCACAAGUUCCUCCCAAGUCUGGCGCCAGAAACCUCUCUGAGUGUGCAGAUUCAUGUCCUGCUGGCCACUGGAGUGCUGAUGGCUUUAGUCCAUGUCAGCCUUGUCCUGCAGGAAGCUUCCAAGAAGACAGGGGCCGUGCGGGGUGCACCCCAUGCCCCCUUGGCCUCACCUCCCCACCAGGGGCUGCCUCCUUCUCUCGGUGUCUUGGUGACAGAGAGGUGUGUCACCAAGGACAUUACUGGAACGUGAGCAGUAAGCAGUGUGAGAGGUGCGCUGUGGGCUACUACCAGCAUGACGUGGGUGCUUCCUCGUGUAUACAGUGUCCCGCCUCCUCCACCACGGACCACCCAGCCUCUACCUCAGUGUCCGCCUGCAAGAGACAUGCUUGUGGAGGCUACGUCGGUGACUUGUCUGGGGUGUUCGAGACCCCCAACUACCCCGGCAACUACCCUGACAAUGCUCGCUGUACCUGGGUGGUGAAGCCUGCUAAAGGUCGCCGGGUGUUGGUGGUGGUGCCGGAGAUACGACUCAGCCACGACCAGUGUGGUGACUACUUGGUGCUCAGGAAGUCCAAGUCACCAUACAGCGCUGUAACCUUCGAGACGUGUUCUAGUGUCGACCGGCCUAUGGUGUUCACUUCUCGCUCCCGCCGUAUGUGGGUUCACUUCCGCAGCGACGCCAACAACACUGACAGGGGUUUCAGAAUACUAUUUGUUACUUAUAACAAGGAAUACCACGGACUGAUCAAGACAAUCGUACGAGACAACAAACUCUACUCUCUCCACAAUCACUUAGCCAUAUUAAGGGAUCGUGAGCUACUACCGCGUCUCCUGGAGGUGGUGGCAGAACCCAUCAAGUACUACGAGUAUGCUAGGGAGAAAGAUAAGCUCUUCCCAUCAUCAUUUAUAAAGCUACUUACACCUAAAGUGCGUAGAUUCUUUUCCUAUAGGCGGAGAAGAAAAUGAUAAUUCAAAAAAGUUUAUACCGUCGAAAUCAGAAGAAGCCUCAGUGUAAUUCAUGAAUGUCCAAAGUUGUAUUACAUAUCGAGUCUUAUCAGUGUAAAGAAAAUAUAUUAAAUGUAAAUACAAAAAUAGAUUAUAAAGUUGAAAAAUUAAAAUAAUAAUUCCUGAGUGUGAUGGACAGACACGCUUGUGACAAGUGGCACCUGUUUGAACUUCUACCCAUGGAGGACCAGGUGGUGCUGUGUCCAGUUGUGUUAAAUCACACUGAUGACAUGUGUAGCAUCAUUAAGCAUUCACAAGAUAUGCAACAUGUCUCUCUCCAUUCAAUCACGCAUUACUAGAUGGUGGCCUUUGACUCCUGCAAACCGAUCAAAAGGAUAAAAAGAAAAUUAUCAAUAUUGCCGUUUGGGGGCUGUAAAAGCAUCUUUGUCCCAAGCCCCAAAUGAAGACGCUUAAAAUACUGUGGAAUAAUAAGUCAGUUACCCCAAAUUGUGCAUGUUGGGUGUUCUUUGACGCGUGAUAAGUGGUUAGAAAUAUAUAAACUCAAAAAAAUUAUUUAUAUCAUUGGUUAAGGCGUGAACCAAAGCAUCUUCAGCUAAUGCAGAACAGUGGACAAGAACUCCCAAAUUGAGCAAUUUGUGAUAUUUAAUUUGUAAAAAAAUUACCAAAAAUACUGUACACACAUCUCACUUCAGUUUUAAAACAACUGUGUGGGGUCUGUAGCAAGGUAUAUUUGUGCCAAAUUUAAUUUAAUGGUACCGAGCAGCAGUUCAGAAUAUACUCUCUGGGUUGUGUGAGCUGUGAGUUCAUAAAAUCAUUAAAAAGCCCAAUCGUGUAUAACAAGAAAGAGGUACAGUACAAGAUAACUCUUGUGUAAUAGUAAUGUGUAGUUAAAUACAUUAUUUUUGUAAAUAUCCCAUGUGUGCAAAGAAUUGACAAGGUAAAUUGGGAUCAAAGGCUUAGAUUUAAAUAAAAAAAAUUAUGGUACAUCUCAUAAUAUUCAUUUGUCAAAUGAUGUAGAAUUGUCAACUUUUAUCCAGUUAAGGAUAUAGGGACAUAAACAUUUGUUGUGUUGUAACAGAGGUACUGUACUGUCAGCCAUAGAUCUUGCACACGAUUUUUUUGUCGAUAAGUUAAUACAGCCUUUAAACCCAGAACAAGCAUUUUAGUGGAAAUGUAAAGCUUUGUGCAUAAAAAGUGUUGUAAUAUGGUGAUAAUAAAUAUGUAAUUGCAAGAGAUGAUGAACAUACGUAAUAUAUAAGUAUAUACACUUGUAAAUUAUAUGUAAUUUAACUUUUACCAAAAAAGAUAGACAUUAAUAUAUGUUUACUUGAGUACACUUGCCGUACUACCUGAGUAGCCUAGUGCAGCUAAUUCAUGUGAUAUACACAUUCUUCAGCCGAGAGAAUUGUUUACACUUAAGUAUCAAUAUAUUUCAGUCUGCCGAAAUGCAAGAUUUAUUAUUUUUAAAGGUAAAAUAAUUUCUUUAGAAGAUUGACUAUUAGUUCAGUAUAGGUCAAAGUUCGGUAAGCUGAGCCACGUUCAUUUAAAAAAUAUUAGCCAGCCAUGUAAAGGAAUCACCGAAAAUAGAUCUGUUUGACACUCACAUUAACAUCCACAAACAUUUUGCAAUUAAGUAAAUGAAGAAUAGAAUAGGAUUAUAAGAUAUUAUUGUGUCCUUAUAAAUGAACUUCGCGAGUGUAUAUACAGAUAGACUCUAAAGUCGGGCAAUAUGGGGCUCAAGCUAGUCCAACUUAUGUGCCCCCCCCCCUUCCUAUAGUUUCAACCACCAUUCUGCUGAAAAAUCAUAUCCCAAAACCAAAUUAAAGUUAACAAUACUUAUUUACAGUGUACUUACAUUGUAGCAGAUGAAUUUAGAGGUUAUUGGAUCAUACCUAUCUUGAUGAAUCUUGAGUUGGAGGACAAAGGGGGGCUACUUAAACUUACUUUACUGUAGUUUCACUUAUACUGUUUAGUUUCACUCAUAUUUAUCUGUACAAUUACACUUAAAGCUAACAUUUAUUUCUUGGUUUAAUCACUGUCAGGAUGCGAGGUGGCAAAUUAGACCCUAGUCUGACUUAGGGUGUUAGGGGGUUAUAUAUUCUUCGGCACCUUAUUUUUUUUUUAUCAUGAUACCAGAAUAGGCUAGGGAACAUAGGUUUCAUUUUACUAUAUAUUUUUUUUAUACUCAGCCACUUGCCAAUUCAUAGGAUUCCAGGUUUUAUCUGUAUGCUAUUCGUAUUGUGUGAUAAGCAACUUCAGUUAACUUGAGACGAUGUUAUUGCUGGAGUAGGAGGAGGAGGAGGAAAAUACACACCUGAAGGUUGCUGUCCCUUGGUGCUACUUAUCUCUUACUCUUCAUUAUUUUUACUUUAUGGUUGUUGUUUUUUUUUUUCAAGGUCAAUUCUGUCGUUAGUUGUGAGAGAACAUUUUAGUUGUUUCUCUGCUGGUGUAAUUGUGAAAAACGAGUGAAAGAUUUUAUGAAUCUGAAACUGGCAUUUAUGUCAGUAAUUAAUUGGGAUAAAUAAAUUAUAUCACAU
Messenger RNA from Homarus americanus (American lobster), 6147 nucleotides. Its product is annotated as signal peptide, CUB and EGF-like domain-containing protein 1. The coding region runs from base 11 to 3610 and encodes 1199 amino acids. Gene Ontology annotation, molecular function: calcium ion binding. NCBI's taxonomy places the organism in Eukaryota, Metazoa, Arthropoda, Malacostraca, Decapoda, Nephropidae. The transcript is spliced from 24 exons. Gene Ontology annotation, cellular component: cell surface. The record is from RefSeq and is a predicted model, not a curated record. Gene Ontology annotation, biological process: signal transduction.